CUUGGUUGCUAUCGAACAACAACAAGGUCUGCCCUUCCUUUUUAGUCAUUGGCUUGUCACUGUGACCACAGGCCAUGUGGUCUGUGCAGCAACCAAUCACAGCGAGGCACUGCUACUUCAUUAGUGCUGACUCUUAAAGGGCCAGUGUAUUUGUUUUAUUCUAGUUCUUAUUCCCUUAUGGCAUUUCACCAUCAAUUAAUACCCGAGUUUCUCCUCUUUGCAGUCAGUCGGGCUUUUAUAUUAAGGGAGCGUGUUGUGUCUGAGUCUCCAGGGGAAAACGGAGCUGCCGGCUUUUAGCAGUCACCGCUCAGCUACCGAGUCCUCCGCUCUGUGCCAGCAUAGAGGUGCACGCAUGAAUAUUCCCACUCAGUCUCUCGCUCUCACUCACACCCUUGCUCGCACACAUAUUUUCAACAGACGUGCAUGCCGUCUCGUGGCACAUGCGCACUGGGAGGCUGGGAGCAGAGGCAAGCACAGACGCGGGCAUGCACGCGCCUGCAGCCACACUGCCUGAUUAGCUUGCGAGAGCUGUCUACAGCAUCCAGGGAAAUGGUGCAAGUGGCAGAGCAUCGGAGGAGCGACGGCAGCCCGAAGCGGCGGGAUUAGACCUCCGGCUGGUUCCGCCAGCUGUGGCAUGGAUUGACUCGGAGAAGGGGCCGGACGACGGGCGGCUUGAGCGACCGCGGACCGACUGUGUGCUGCUGGGAGCGGCGUUAGACAGAGCCGACGAGCUGAUGCACCGGCAGGACUGGGCCGGGCCUCUGGAUCCGUACUGUGGGGGAGGGGCGGCCGAUGCAGGGAGAGGGAGCGUGUUUUUCCAGACCACAUCUUUCGUGUGAUUGUUCGAGCUGACUGUCUGCUACAGGCCUGCUUGCAUCCCUCUUUGUCUCUUUCUGAAUCUCCCUCCUUCAUCCUAUUUGUCCUUGUUUGUCUCGUGCUGUCAUCAUCACCAUCCUCAUCGUUUGUUUGCCCCCGUUUCCCUCACAUGAUGUCCCCGCUUUCAUCUGAGCUCGCUUUACCUCCAUCAUUCGAUGCUACUCUCAUCCUCGUCCCCUGCUGUCACCAACUCCUCAUUCCUCUCACCACCAUCAUCUGAAUUUUUCAUCGCUGUUUGUUAAGCAGGUCAGCUCUCGCGGCAUCAUUUUCUUUGUUUACACCUUUUUCACAAUCCCACUCAUCUCCUCCAUCGGCUCCUCUGUGUGCCCUUCAGGCAGUUCGUUGCUCCCACUCGCGCUCUGUUUCCCUCCAUCUACCUCCUUCGGCUCCCAUCCACCUCUUUUCUGCAGUGACUGUGGAUUUGGGUCACUCUGCUCAGCAAAUGGGAUGAAAUGUAGUCUCCACAGCAGCCAGAUCUGGGGGGGCUCCUGGUGUGCCCAUCAGGGGGACCCUCAUCUUUGGACCACUCUGAGGCUGGAGCCUGACUCAGGACUGACUGUGUGGCCUGCGUUGAGGUGCUGCAUGUAGGCAAGGACAGCCUGCACCAGCAGCCCCUACCCUCGUCCCUGUCCCUGUUCCUUCACCCCGUCUCGGGGCAGCCAUCACUCUGGAGUGUCCAGGCUUGACUGGCUGUGGCCUCUCCCCACGCACCCUGACGACACCCUCAUGCCACUGGGGCACCUGCGCUGCCCCCGCCCCGCUCCACUACCGCACCUCCUGCCUGUGCCAUCGGCCCAAACCGCCCGUCACCCUCAACAUGGGUGUGGUGGAGGCCAUUGACCCGGCACCAUCCCCCUGCCCCUCGCCCGUGCCAGGCGGUUACAGGCUGCCCCGCUCCUCCAGCUACGGCCCCCGGCAGGGGAGGGCGGGGGCAGAGCUGGACCUCGGUGCAGCCGCUGGAGGGGUUCUGGAGGGGGGUGGGACGGCGACGGAGCGCAGAUCACCGUUAGUGGACCUGUUCUGUGAGACCUGCUCUAGACCCUGGCUCAUCGGAUGGUGGGACCAGUUCAAGAGGAUGCUGAACAGGGAGCUGUCCCAUUUGUCAGAAAUGAGUCGCUCAGGGAACCAGGUGUCAGAAUACAUCUCCACUACUUUUCUGGAUAAGCAGAACGAGGUGGAGAUCCCAUCUCCAACCUUAAGGGAGAGGGAGAAGCCCAUGUGUCACAUCAGCGGUGUGAAGAAGCUCACGCACAGUUCCAGCCUUUCUAACUCCACCCUGCCGCGCUUCGGUGUGAAGACGGAACACGAGGAUGCGCUAGCCAGGGAGCUGAACGACUUGAACAAGUGGGGCCUUAAUAUCUUUCACGUGGCAGAAUUCUCCAAUAACCGACCCCUCAGCUGCAUAAUGUUUGCCAUCUUCCAGGAACGAGAUCUACUGAAGACCUUUCGGAUCCCCGUGGACACAUUCGUGACCUACGUGAUGACCCUGGAGGAUCACUACCAUGCCAAUGUAGCCUACCACAACAGCCUCCAUGCUGCAGAUGUCACUCAGUCUACUCAUGUACUACUAUCCACACCCGCUCUAGACGCUGUGUUCACAGACCUAGAGAUAUUAGCUGCGUUAUUUGCCGCUGCCAUCCACGAUGUGGACCACCCGGGAGUGUCCAACCAGUUCCUCAUAAACACCAACUCAGAGUUAGCCCUGAUGUAUAAUGAUGAGUCUGUACUGGAGAACCAUCAUCUAGCCGUGGGCUUCAAGCUGCUUCACGAGGAAAACUGUGACAUCUUCCAGAACCUCAGUAAGAGGCAGAGACAGAGCCUGAGGAAGCUUGUUAUUGACAUGGUGUUGGCAACAGAUAUGUCCAAACACAUGAGUUUGCUGGCAGACCUCAAGACUAUGGUGGAAACGAAGAAGGUCACUAGUUCUGGAGUCCUGCUGCUCGACCACUACACUGACCGGAUACAGGUUUUGAGGAACAUGGUGCACUGUGCUGACCUGAGCAAUCCGACGAAGCCUCUGGCCGUGUACCGACAAUGGACGGAGAGGAUCAUGGAGGAGUUCUUCAGGCAGGGGGACAAGGAGAGGGAGCGCGGGAUGGAGAUCAGCCCCAUGUGCGAUAAACACACGGCAUCUGUAGAGAAGAGUCAGGUGGGCUUCAUAGACUACAUCGUCCACCCGCUGUGGGAGACAUGGGGGGACCUGGUGCACCCUGACGCCCAGGAUAUUUUGGACACUCUGGAAGACAACAGGGACUGGUACCAGAGCACUAUCCCGCAAAGCCCCUCGCCACCUCCCGUGUGCCAGGAUAAGGAUCUAAACGCCUGUAUCGACAAGUUUCAGUUUGAGCUCACCCUCGAAGACAGCUCCGAGACAGACCAGGGAGAUAUGGGUGGCAAAGCCACACCCAACCACGUGGAUAAGGACUUCUGUCACGAGGAGGAGGGCAAAAAGGACGAUGAAGAAGACAUUAUGGUGGAGGAGGAAAACGAGGACAUAAUAGAAGAAGAAGACGAGGUGGCAAUGGAGGAAGAGGAGCUGGAGGAGGAGCAGGAGGAACUGAAAGCUCAUUUGGAAGUGAGGUCUGAAAAGGAGAGACUUUCUGACACAAGUCCUGUAGAAGAGGAGGAGGAUUCUUCUUCACAAGCUGAAGAUACAUGAGUCCUGCUCUUGCAUCUCCCUCCUCACUUGCACACAUUAGCUUGUUCAUCUUUUCAAAGGCCAAACCAAGAACAAAUAAGACUGCAAUGACAAUACAGACCUUUAAAUAUAUUUUUCAAAAAGGGAAUAAAUAAAAAAACACUUAAAGAGAAUUACACAGCAACUGUAGAUUUGGAGUUGGGACAAGUCCUUCGAAUAAUUUCGCUAUGAACUAUGAACCGAGAGGAAUUAAUGACAGGCAACUGAAGACAGCGUAGCACUCUGGGACUGGAAUGCAUAGACACAGACACACACACGUACACAAAGGGACACACACAGGAACCAGCAGCAGUAAGAAUAAACUGAUGCAAUUUGGAGACCUGCAUUCACACAACACACACACACACACACACACACACACACACACACACACACACACACACACACACACACACACACACACACGCGCACACACACACACACUGGGUCACAUGUUUCGCAACUGUGUACACGAGGGACACUGAUCAUUAAUGAAUCGUUUUGAAAAAAAAGCCAUCUCUUAACGAAAUAUGAACUAGUGUUCAGUCAGUAUUAGUAAUUCAUGUUCGUCUCAACAGAAGCGGAUCUCCUCAGAGAAGCCACAGUUCGAGUGACCUUUUUUUUUCCAUUUCUGUCGGAAAGAAAAAUAAGAGAAUUCACAGAGUCGGAGGAGGAGGAGGAGGAGAGAGAGGAAGAUGCUGCGAUGAAGGGGGCCGCUGGGUCCCACACCCCCUUUCCCUUUAUGUGGAGAGUGCUACUGGUGCAAGAUGGCUCGGUGCCUUUCUGAAACACCAGCUUCCUGAAUGGAGCUGUCGUGAAGCAAUGCAUUGUGGGACAGGAGUGUCUGAUUUUGUAAUCAUUUUUGAUUGUCUCUCUUUACUGUUCAUGGUAUUGUGGUGUGUAUCACACGUACAGUUUCUGUGGUGAUAUGUUUUAAGCUGUAAGUCUUCCUUUGUUGCUCUUCUGGUGAUAUAAUAACUCAGAACUCUAAAUGCAGAGCAAUCACUACCACCACCGCCAUCAGUGGACUCUUUCCAGCUUAUGGUUUUUUCUUAUUAGAAUGAUUUUUUUAAACCUCCUGAGAAUAAGCCAUGUGAUGCUUUAAAGCAUAGGUUUUGCCUAUUUUCUAUUUAACAGUUGCUAACUAUGUUGAAGAGAUACGCCAUUGUUUCGUCGUCAGAACAAAAUUCCACUUACGAUUUCACGCCCACUUGCACCGCACAGUGUGUUUAUGUCUCCUCAUGCGCAACGAUAUUCACCAAAGCAAAGAACGGCAAAACUUCAGUGGGUGAAGUGAUUUGAAGGAAAAUAAAUGCAUAAGAGAAUCAGGGACGCAGAAUGUCAGGGGAAAAGAGAGUGACUUGGCCUAAAGGAAGUCUGGCAGAUCCUAAUCAUCCUUAUGUUCAGUGCUUUUUUGCCUUAAUGUCAGAUGCUGGUUAAAUACCUGCAACUAUGUAGAUUUAUUAGAUAUAUAAUAGAUAGCCUAAUAUAUUUAUACCACAUCUGUAUGCUUAUUACUGUGAGUAUCAGUGUGUCUAUUCACCAUGUAUUCAGCAUUGCAUCUGAAGGGGAGACAGAAACCCAGCUGACAAUUAGUCAUUAUGUUGUUGUCGUCCUAGGGCCAACAUAAAGAAUGUGUUGUUUUUUAAUCAGGACAAUAAAAUAGUGAUUAGUUUAUAGCUACCUGGAGGGAUGCAGAGAACAAUAGGAUGUUUUGUUGAUAUAGGACGUCCAUAGUCACUGAGAAUCAAUAUUGAUGUCUUUUCGUGUGCUUGGUCACGAGUAAGCGAAACGAGAGGGCAGGAUGUUAAAGAUGCCGCCACGUGUCACUGUUCACCCACUGGCACCACCGCAUCUGGCCGUACGGUAUUUCGAGGGUGGGUCAGCGGGUCACGGUUUGUUGAGGUGUUUGUUUCUCACAGGGUAAAAAGAAAAAGAAAAAAAAAAAAGAAAUACAUACGAGAACACGAGCAUGGUUCUUCUGGAGGUAAGAGCACGUUUCUGCAGGUCAGUAACUGAGCUUAUCUGAUGACACCGCGGCUCCCUGCAACAGAAGCCCGUGUGUUUGACCUGCUCCGUCGCGGGAUGGAGCAGAGCUUCGAGGCCACCACAUAAGGCUUUCGCCUGUGGAAUGGGAAUCCAGGAGUAUUACUGCAGUUACUUUAAACAGAUUCCCAUAUGCAUUGGCCUUUUAUGUUAAAGACGCUGCGUUGUUUUUGUGGCUUCUUGUUCAUAAGCUAUAAAAACAUUAAUAUUUAAUUGCCAUACAAACACACAAUACUGUAUUGUUUCUUAUUAAGAAGAUAUUAUUCAAUUGAUUGCUGCCAUUCUUUUUAAAUGAUGAAAAGAAAACCACAAGAAGUGUUUUCUUUGAACAGUUUGUGUACAGUUUAUUUUUAUAUCAUUCUGGUGGAUAGUCGGGUAAAUGAAUCAUGUGUUGAUGAUAUAGCUACCACUCUUGUAUAUAAUGUAAUAUUGGAUUGUAAAUUAUAGAUUUAUCCAACUCAUAAUGAUGGACAAAUGACCACUUAAGGUUGUUAGGUGAACCACUGAAGCACUGCAGGCCACAUUUUCAUCUUUUCAUUCACCGACAUUAUGUCACAUUUUCUUAACUGUCGAAAUUUCUUGUUAAAAUCAAAAAUAUUUGUACCAGCACUUUAUUCCAUCUGUUUUCGAGGCAGAUUGUGUGUUUAAGGUAGUGUACAGCCUGUGCUAGUGGUUUUGUCAUUGGCAGUCAGUUGAUUAUAACGUCUUGGGCCAAAUCGCAUACCGUCAUUGUGCAGUAGUCAAUGCGAACCCCUUUUCAGAAGCAUAACCAAACAAACUAGUCAUUCUUUAUUAAAUGUCUGUGUGAAAACAGUUGUUUGACUUUCAAAGUCAAAUGUAGAGUGAAGCAGUCACAUAGGAUGUGACACUUUUAAAGGAACUACAUGUGACCUUAUGUAACUUGGCCAUUCCUAGUAGUGCACCCAUUCUGUUUCUUAGUAACUUUGACCAUUAGCCUGAUAGCCUCAGUGUCUCUCCCAUGGUGGCCUACACAGCUGGUUCCCAUUGGGGUUGCUGUCAGGUCACAGACUGACUGACUCCCUCUGAGAAUAAUUCUCUGGGCUUUAAUUCAUGUGUUUAUUCACACGUAAGAAAAAUUAUUCAAGGGAAAAACAACAUGAUUGUAAUAUUUGUAAAUGAUCUUGCUGUAAUGUGUAAAAUGUGUCCGGGUUAUUUUUUAUUAUAUUAUUUUUAUGAAGGUUUUUCCUCUUGAAAAAGCUGAGGUGUCAUUUUGUGAAUAAAUGCAUUUAAUAAGCAAACAUCUAUAUAUAAAAUAAUAUUAUAGUAUAUCAGUAUAUUUUUCUUUUAUUUCACUGUUCAGUACUGUAAAGUGUGUUAAAAUACAAAUAAAGUAAGUUUUUUAUAUUAUUAAUGCAAUAUCA
This is a messenger RNA of Betta splendens (Siamese fighting fish), 6981 nucleotides long. RefSeq names its product phosphodiesterase 4A, cAMP-specific (gene pde4a). The record is from RefSeq and is a predicted model, not a curated record. The coding region runs from base 1694 to 3535 and encodes 613 amino acids. The transcript is spliced from 10 exons. NCBI's taxonomy places the organism in Eukaryota, Metazoa, Chordata, Actinopteri, Anabantiformes, Osphronemidae. Gene Ontology annotation, molecular function: 3',5'-cyclic-AMP phosphodiesterase activity. Gene Ontology annotation, cellular component: cytosol; perinuclear region of cytoplasm; nucleus. Gene Ontology annotation, biological process: signal transduction.